Rotaria sordida is the source of this 786-nucleotide messenger RNA. The record is from the annotation of a GenBank genome assembly. NCBI's taxonomy places the organism in Eukaryota, Metazoa, Rotifera, Eurotatoria, Philodinida, Philodinidae.
AUGAUUUCUGUAUUAACAUUGAUUCUGUAUAUUAUCAUUGUUCUUUUAUUCAUUCCAAUAAAGUCAGAUAUUGUCCAUCAAUUACGAGAUAAACGAAAACGUCGUAGUCAAAUAGCUGAAUUUGAUAUACCUACAACACAAGAAAAUUCACAUUUUCAUAAUGUUGUUCAUCAAGCUGGUGUCAUUGCGAAAAACAUUGGUGAAAAAUUCGAAACUAAACUUGGUCAUAGUUAUGAAAUCUUGGGUCAUCAAAUAUCUCAUUUGGGUUCUCAAUUAGAACAAAACAAAACUAGUCUAGCAGAAAAAGCUACAGAUAUUUAUCAAGGUCCAUUAGCAAAUAAAACUAGUAUUAUUUUUGAAAAUUUUCAAUAUAGUUAUGGAAAAAUGGGUGAUAGAUUAAGUUAUAUUCUCAAUUGGUUAGGUCAAAAUAUUAUUAUAAUGGGAUAUUAUACUAGUUCAAUUAUUCGUUCAAUUUUUUAUAUCAUCGGUGAUAUUAUUGGAUAUACAAUUGAGAAAAUCGAACAAUUAAUUGGUAAAGGAUUAAUGAAAACUAGCGAAAAAGUUCAUCAAGCUGCAAUUGAUCUUCAACGUACAUCACAUAUAGAUAGUCAACAUUUGCAAGAUAAAUUUCAAGAAACAGCACCAAAAUUUAAACAAUCAAUAAAUCAUGCAAUUGAUGUACUUGGUCAAAAAAUUCAAAGACUUGGAAUUGAUACUGAAACAGCUGGUCAAAUUAUCGAACAACAUCGUUUUCUUGAUACACUUCAACAAGCAUAUGACAAUUAA